UUUAAGUGGAAGCGUAAUUAACUUCCUGUUGCAAGGAAAUCAAAGGUGUGCUAUGUCGACAGCGUAGUGGGAAUUUCUAACGGUUUAAUUGGUCUAUUGGCAUAAAAUAAAAAUAAUCGAUGGCUUCGGACGAUGGGGGGUACCGGGUCGCAGGCUGUAUUGGAAAGGGGGCCUUUGGAAAGGUCCUUCUGCUAGAAAAUUCGGCUAGGGAUCAGGUGGCACUGAAGGUCGUAGAAUUGGCGGGAAAAGAUCUCAAAAUCAUCGAAUUGACUUUUCAGGAAGUGUGUCUGCUAGCUACGCUGGAUCACGCGCACAUCUUGAAGUUUCUAGGCAAUGAGCGAGAUGGAUUGACCUUGUUGAUUUAUACAGAGUAUUGUCCGAAUGGUGACCUCUCUGGUUACGUCAGCAAACAUCGAGGUGAGAAGAUAGACGAGAGACGCCUGGUGGAGUGGGUUCGCCAGAUUGCGUCUGCUUUAGAGUACCUACACAAUCUUCCUAAGCCGGUGAUACACCGCGAUCUGAAGAGCCUCAACGUUUUCCUGGACGCGAACUGGGACACGCGGCUUGGUGAUUUCGGAGUUUCCAGGGUGAUUGAGUCUUCGACAGACAUGGCGACUACUCAAGUGGGGACCAUGAUGUACAUGGCUCCAGAGAUGUUUAGUGGAUUGCCGUAUACUGAGAAGACUGACAUCUUUUCCCUGAGCAUCCUGAUGUAUGAGAUGGCUACAAUGGACAACGACUCCUUUGAGAACAUGAUGGAACAGAAGCAGUUCAUUAUGAUGAUCUUCAGGAUCGUACACUAUGAGGUCCCGACGAUGCCGACCGGCUACAGUGCUGGAGUUACGGAUCUUAUGAAAAUGAUGAUGCAGGCGGAUCCAAGUAAACGACCGUCGGCUGACGAAAUACUCCGACAAAAAAUCUUUAAAACCACCGGCAAGCCACCGCCCAUUACUGAUCCGCCCAAAGUGUUUGACAUUGAAGACGACCAUGACGAGGAUACAUACCUUUCAUCGGACACCCUCACAUUGAUAAACCUCAGUAUCGAUGGCGGAACGUCGAUGGGAGGGAAAGCAAAACCAGUCGACGAAAAAAAAGAUGCCGGGGCUGUUGGUGGAAAUAUGAUUGUCGAUUUGCUGUCUGCAAACCCCAUUAUGGGCUUGGUGACAAGGGUUCUUGAUGACAUGGGCAAAACACAUCUUGUUAAAGACUACCCGAAGCCCAUGAGUGAUCCGAACCUCGUUCUGAUGUCAGACGAACUUCCAUUAUCACGUAACCUCGCGCGGGCUCUCGCGUUACCUGACGACGUUGCAGAAGACAUCAUCAACUCGAAACACCUCCUCAUAGACGAGAUAAGAGUUAUGAAGAUGCUCACGUGUUUCCGGGACCGCCAGGCGAGGAGUAUCGAAGCCCUAGAGGCGCUACUGGAGGCUCUGCUGUCCCUCCGCUGUGAGAGCAUGUACAAGUACGCGAUCAUGUGCGCAAAGGCAUGGGUAAAGCGCACAGCGACGCGAAAGGACGACCCUUUCCGAUCCCAGGUGGACACACUUAUGCAGAAGUGUUAGCCUGGGUGAGAGACCAGUAGGUCUAGGAUAGAGAAAAUGUAGGUUAUAGAGCACAUAACUGUUCUAGGUCAGACACUAGUAAAUAGCAAACUAUGAUUAAACUGACAUAGGCCGUUUCUGAAUUAAUAGAAGUUUGUGUUUCUUAGCUUUUUAAGAAUUUAACAACCCUUCGCAAAUUACUGAUCAGUCAGAGUAUUCGAACUCGCGAAUAUAUUCUGUGUUUCGACGUUUACUUCAAAUGACAUAAAAUAUUGUGCGGCGAUUACGCUCUUAUACGAAAAAUGGCGUAUUUGGUGUACUCGUUUCUGGAGGCUCGUAACGAGGUUCGCGGACCCUAUAUUUGCAUUUCAUGUUUACGGUUUGGUUGUUGUGAUUUUCUUUUAAAUUGCGGUCACAUGCAUAUAUGAAGACAAUGUGGUUUAAGACCCUGUUGUGAAUAUAAAAGUAGUUAUCUAAACCUCGGAUUUGACUGUGUUGCGAAAUAAAAGCUAUUGUAUGUGCGUGACUGAAACUUGGCGACUUCUGGAUUGCGGAACCAGCGUGUAACAAUUAGAUAUCUGCUCUCAUUGUGUGUUAUUAAAGCGGAUUUAAUUGAUAUUUUUCUGUUAAAUUUAUUAACGUAAACAAUUGGUCAUUUUGUAGUAGUUAUGUAUCCAUGCGUGGUGUGAUAUGCCGAACUUUUUUAUGAAUGUUUGUGAAGUUUGUUCUAACACAUUAAGCACAGUUGUGUUUUAUUUUGACAAGGUUACUAGUUAACAAGGUAUUUAUUUUUAAUUUGUGCUUUUAUGAGAAUGUUUAUUAUUAUUUGUUAAAUGUCGGUUUAGAGGAUUGUAUUAUUUUGUAAUGUAUUGUAAUUUAUUUUUCAUUCAUUCUCACUAGAUGGUGACACUACUAAAUGUACUAUCCGUGAUUAUCGCCCGGUAUUGAUGCGUUUGUGUAACGCCAAUAUCUAAAUAAAAACGAAAACCGACA
Molecule: messenger RNA, 2534 nt
Organism: Dreissena polymorpha
Lineage: Eukaryota; Metazoa; Mollusca; Bivalvia; Myida; Dreissenidae
Product: serine/threonine-protein kinase Nek4-like
Exons: 11
Coding region: 120-1562 (480 amino acids)
Biological process (GO): protein phosphorylation
Molecular function (GO): protein kinase activity; ATP binding
Source: RefSeq, a predicted model, not a curated record